Molecule: messenger RNA, 2196 nt
Organism: Epinephelus lanceolatus (giant grouper)
Lineage: Eukaryota; Metazoa; Chordata; Actinopteri; Perciformes; Serranidae
Source: RefSeq, a predicted model, not a curated record
CCAAACAAAGGCGCCGGUCGCGUUUCCCAAAUGACUGAGUUAACUUCGGGAGGUUAAUCUAUGAGUUAAACCUCGAGCCACAUUUACUGUAGCCUACAUUAGACAACAAUGUGUUCAGUUGAGUCUUUGAGAGAGUUUGUCAACGAGCGACUAACUGCUGCUGCUGAAGAAAUAUUGGGAGUUUUUCAAAGAAGCAUCGUCGAGUACGAGGAAGAGAUCGAUCGUCAGCGCAGACUGUUGGAUAUCGUUUUGAAGCCUGAAAUAAAGUUACACAGGACAGAGCUCCCACAGCAACAUGUGUGUAAGGAGGAGGAGGUUGUCCCUGAGCAGCAGCUCUGUAUUGAGGAGAGGAAGUCCAGUGUGGACCAAGAGGAGCCAGAGCCUCCACACAUUAAAGAGGAAGAGGAGGAAGUGUGCAGCAGUCAGGAGGGAGAGCAGCUUGUAGUGAAGCAGGAGACUGAUGGCUUUAUGUUGACUCCUGCUGAUGAGGAAAGUGAGCAGAGUGAAGAUCAGACUCUGGACUUCAUUCAUGAUGACACUCAAAGUGCAGCAGAGAAAGAGUCUGUAUUUAAAAUGCCAGUUAUAAGCUCUGUGAUAUCAGAAGCAACCAGUGAGCACCAGCUGCUCUGUCACAACUCUCAUGUAGCUGAGAGCCAAGAUGAGGAAGAAUACCAGCAUGGAGACUCAGGAUCAACUAGAAACACAGAGCUUCAAGCAGAGAAAAGACAUCAUGAAAGUGAAAUGAACAGUAACAGUCCACACACCUCUGCUGUGAUAAACUUAAAUACAGGUAAAAAGCCUUUAAAAUGUGACAUAUGUGGGAAAGUUUUUGAGUGCAAGUCAAAAUUGCAGAGACACCUGAACAGCCACACAGGUGAGAAGCUGUUUUCUUGCAAAACAUGUGGGAAAAGAUUCAGUGACACAUCAGCAUUGAGCGCUCAUAUAAGAACCCACACAGGUGAGAAGCCGUUCCUUUGCAAGACCUGCGGGAAAAGAUUCAAUGAGAAGUCAGUAUUGAAAAGGCAUUGUAGAAUCCACACAGGCGAGAAGCCGUUUACUUGUGACGUAUGUGGGAGAGCUUUUGGACAUAAUGGUCACUUGUUAGUCCACAUGAGGACUCACACAGGUGAGAAGCCGUAUACUUGUAACCUAUGUGGGAGAUCUUUCAGGCGUAAUGAUUACUUGUUAGUCCACAUGAGGACUCACACAGGUGAGAAGCCGUAUAUUUGUAAAGUAUGUGGGCGAGCUUUCAGACAUGAUGGUCACUUGUUAGUCCACAUGAGGACUCACACAGGUGAGAAGCCGUAUACUUGUAACGUAUGUGGGAGAGCUUUCGGACGUAAUGGUGACUUGUUAGUCCACAUGAGGACUCACACAGGUGAGAAGCCGUAUACUUGUAACGUAUGUGGGAGAGCUUUCGUACGUAAUGGUGACGUGUUAGUUCACAUGAGGACUCACACAGGUGAGAAGCCGUAUACUUGCAAAACAUGUGGGAAACACUUCAGAUCUAGGAGUAACUUGACAGGCCACAUGAGAACGCACACAGGUGUAAAGGUGCGUGACUUGAGCACAGAGGUUCCAGUUGAAGUCACACAUAUACAGGAGAGAGACGGUUUACAUGCAAAACAUGUGGCAGAGCUUUCAGAGGCCUGUUCCAUAAAGCAUGCUAAGAAAAGUGGGGAGUGAAGUCCAAAUCCUGAAUUUUAAUUGAAAUUGCAGGUCUGGAAAAGUUCAACUAGUGAGAUAAAGAACAAAAGGAGGUGACUGCUUUAAAGUCUGAAUGAAUUUUAUACUUGCAAGAGUCAUGGAAAACCUGGAAAAGUCAUGAAAUUAGUCAAAAUCAUUAUAAGUCACAGAACUUGUUUGUGUAUAGUGAAAUUAUUAGAAUGAUCUUCAGUGGAUAACCCUCCAUAUAAUGUAACAUAAUGGCAAAUUCAUUUUCUGCAGCUGGCGUCUUAAUGUAGCUUUAAUAUACGUCGAUGUGUGACAAUGUUUGUUUACCAUCAGGUGUGUUUUGUCAUUUUCUCCCUCAGUUUGUCUCUCCCUUCCUGUGUGCCAAUUAUGUUUACAUAGAGUUUGAAUCUGAUGUUUGAAAAACGCCGGGCAAGUGGGGAAAGAAAAAGAAAAUUCUUCAUUAUGAGUCCUUGAAAAGUCAUGAAAAAGUUUGGAAAUAUUGUCCAUGAAAAUGUGAGCGGA